This is a messenger RNA of Patiria miniata (bat star), 1080 nucleotides long. Its product is annotated as lactadherin-like. NCBI's taxonomy places the organism in Eukaryota, Metazoa, Echinodermata, Asteroidea, Valvatida, Asterinidae. The transcript has 5 exons. Bases 81 to 722 code for a protein of 213 amino acids. The record is from RefSeq and is a predicted model, not a curated record.
AAGGACAAAUAUGGCGGCCGGACGGCGGAAGUCUCAAGCUUCAAAAUCAACUUUAUUUGAAGUCUAAAGGUGUGCUAAUCAUGGAUUGUGUGGCGAGCAAGAUGAGGGCUUGCUGGAUCGGUGUACCGCCAAAGCCCGACGGGAAUAACACGGAUCUUCGUCAUUUGAUGAAACAAUUGAUGGAGUCUCCAAUAGUGCGUAGACGUUGCCCCAGACGGUGUGGUGUCCUCGGAGAGCUGGAUUCGCCGCCAGACGGCUGUUCAAAUCCUCACACUUUGGGUAUUGAAGACGGUACCAUCCCAGAUGAAAACUUCAGGGCUUCUGAUAGCAAUGACGUAAAUCUGCCUGAAAUGGCUCGACUGAAUGCUCCAACGUAUUGGAGCCCAAAAUUUCAAGAUGCUUACCGUUGGAUCGAGGUGGAUCUCAUCCAAACUACUAGGGUAUCUGGUAUCAUCACGCAAGGACAACAACUAGAGUUCACUUCCUUUCUUGUGUCAAAGUUCAAAGUGUCCUAUCAGUCUACACCUUCUAGCUACGAGUACGUCAGGACGGGCAACGGGGAUAUCCAGGUAUUUGAUGGUGGGGACAUCAAAUCUGCUUCUACCCCACAUACCAAUUACUUCAAUCAGUCCGUCAUGGCGUCUGUCUUCCGUAUUUACCCCCAGGAAUGGAUCGUCGUUAUUGCACUUCGGUUCGAGUUGCUUCAAUGUUCACAGGAUUGAUGUGUUACAAUGAGCCCAAUGUAAACAAUGUAUACCAAUGUAAACAAUGUAUACCAAUGUAAGCAAUGUACACCAACGUAUACAAUGUACAACAAUGUUAUUAGUUCACACCAAUGUAAGUAGUACACACCAAUGUGAGCAGUGCACGCCAAUGUAAAUAAUACACGCUGAUGUAAGUAGUGCACGUCAAUGUCAAUAUAUAAUACACGCCAAUGUAUUUAAUGCACGCCAAUUGUGUAAAUAAUACACGCUGUUCAGCCUUAACCUGAUUUACGCUUUACCCUAGACUUGACUCAAGUCGGAAUUGCCUUAAGUCGGUAUCUUAAAAAAAGUAGCAAAAAUCACUUAGUUUACGUCU